Aspergillus pseudoviridinutans is the source of this 930-nucleotide messenger RNA. Its product is annotated as PaaI family thioesterase. Bases 1 to 930 code for a protein of 309 amino acids. The transcript is spliced from 3 exons. The record is from RefSeq and is a predicted model, not a curated record. NCBI's taxonomy places the organism in Eukaryota, Fungi, Ascomycota, Eurotiomycetes, Eurotiales, Aspergillaceae.
AUGCGACCGCCAGUCCCGUCUAGAGCUUUCUUUCGGGAAGUCUCCACUAAGCACGGCCCGUAUAUCGUUUCUUGUCUGCCUACAAAGUCCCAACGCCUGCCGAAGAUCCCCAAUCGGACGCUCCCGCUUCCUUCAACUUGCCCACGCUUCCUUGGCCCUCGUUUACACAGACAGUAUUCCACAGCGCAGUCUCAAACGUCUAAACCUUACCUACUUUUACGUCGCAUUGUCGGAUUCACGGCCAUUGCCAUUGUCGCAUUUUCUACCGGACUCGCUUAUCAGACUCAGAAGACCGUAGCGCGCAUGAUGGCUGUCAGCAUGCCCACCGACGAGGAAACCCUCACUGGCUUUGUACCUUCCGACGAGUUCACGAAGGAGGUCGAGGACUACAUUCGCAAUCACCCUAUGACACUUGCUUUACGCCAAAACCCGGCUUACACCGAAUCGCGACCACAUUUGAAGAUCCCUCAAGAAUUGCGCGCGCGUCAUCUAACGGCCGGUAUCCUUGCGACCCCAGGCGGAAUUGUGGUGCCGCCUUAUGUUUUCUGCGAGGAGGGCGGAAAGAGUUUGACCGCCAUCUUCUACCUUGGCUCAGAUGUGUCCGGCCAUCCUGGCAUUGUGCACGGAGGUCUUUUGGCCACGCUGCUGGAUGAGUCCAUGGCCCGGUGCUGCUUCCCUGCGUUGCCAAACAAAGUGGGUGUGACUGCCAAUCUGAACAUUGACUACCGGCGCCCGGCGAUGGCCAACAACUAUGCUGUCUUGAAGGCGAAGACGGUCAAAGUGGAGGGUCGGAAGGCUUGGGUUGAGGCGCACAUCGAAACUCUUCCUGAGGAUGGCAAAGAGCCAGUCAUACUGGUGGAAGCAAAGGCUCUGUUUAUUGAACCCAAGCAGGCUGCGGCCAUGUCGACUCUGUACAAAGUUACGAACUAG